CACACACACACACACACACACACACACAGCUGGUGGUCCCCGGAGGAGGAAAGUUUCUUCAGCUGCGGGUUAUGACGUUCAUUUCCUGUGACGUUGUUCAAGAUCUGAUGGUCUGAGGCCGAGUUUCUGUUUCUGUCAUGAUCAGUGAGUUUGUGUUCAGCGCUGUCCACCUGAAGGUUGAUCAUGAAACACAGCGCAGAUCUGCAUCAUGCAUCUGGUGCUCGAAAGUCUGCGGCUUCAUCCUCCUCCUCGUCUUCAUCAUGGUGUCUUACGUGCUGUCCAGCGAGAGGAAGACUCUGCUCUUCGCUCCGUAUCUGAUGGAGGAGGACCUGAGUGAAGACGCCCUCAGAGACGUGGUGCGCAGCAUCGCAACUAAAGUGAAGUUCAGAGCCAGACGGGUUCCUGACGUCAGCGAGCUGAUGGGCCUCGAGGAACACAUGUUCUCUGUGGUUCCGCGGCGCUUUCUGCCGGACGUUAAGAACCCCUGCUGGUUCGAGGAGGUGUGUGGAGACGUGAGCGCGGAUCCGUACAGAUCAAACCUGUUCGGUCGCUCCUUCAGACAGAUACAGCUCAUCUUUGAGCAGCUCAGCGGCUCCUUCAGACGGCGAUUAACACGGCGUGAUGGGAAACUGCAGCGGCUGCGCUGUCUGCCCUACUUCUACAUCAUCGGCCAGCCCAAGUGUGGCACGACGGACCUGUACGAGCGCCUGAGGCUUCAUCCGGACGUCCGGCUCACGCCACCCAAAGAGCCGCACUGGUGGACCAGGAAGAGGUUCGGUAGGUUUGUGUGCGUGAGUGUUUCUGUGUGUCUCUCAGAGAAGCUGCUUUCAUCUCACUCUCACUACCAACUAAACACACAAACCAGAACUGGAUUAAAAACAGUGGAAACAAACAGUUCUGGUUUGUGUGUUCCUGCCAGAAGCGUCAGCAGAUCCUCACGGAGUCUGAUGGGAACUGAAACACAGAUAAACUCGCUCAUCAGAGCACAGUGUGUGAUGUUUCUCCUCAGGCUGUAUUCAGAUUAUUUGUACUUCGGCACGUCUAAUAAAUCAGCGCUGGAUUUCCAUCAGAAGGUGUGUGAGUCUCUGCGGAUGUUCGAGGGCUGUCUGCGGGGCGCCGGGCUGAGAGCGUGUGUGUACAAUAGCACACUGAACAACGCCAUGAGCGUGCGUCUGCAGGUGGGCCUAUACGUGGUGUUUCUUCUGGACUGGAUGUCAGUGUUCAGCCGUGAUCAGCUCUUAGUUUUGCGUUUGGAGGAUCAUGCUUCAAACCUAGAGCUCAGCAUGAGCAGGACCUUCCGCUUCCUGCGCUUAGGAGCGCUGUCUGACCAGAGACAGAGACAGAUCAGCAAGCGUCCCACGUCGAACACCAGACAUCCGUCCGACAGGGAUCUGGGCCCGAUGCGUCCCAUCACACGAGAGCUGCUCGCGCUGUUUUACGCUCCGUUCAAUCAGAGACUGGCAGAGGUCCUGCAGGACGAGUCGUUCACGUGGGACGGUCGCUCUGAACACACGUGACGGCCGUGUGAUGUUCCUGGAUCUCACAGACACCAUGAAGUCUGUCCGACAGCAAAUGUGGAAGAAUCUGGCUUUUAUCUGUACUUUUAAAUGGAUAGUUCGCCCAAAAUUAUUUACAAAAAACCCUAAAGAAGAUAUUGUGGAAAAAUUGGAAACUGAAUAAGUUUGGACCCCAUUGACUUUCACUGUAGGGAUGAAAACCACUGAGGCGUUUCUCAAAACAUCUCAUUUGUGCUCCAUAAAAUAAAGACACGAGGGUGAAUAAAUGAUGACAGAAUGAUCAUUUUUAGGUGAACAAUUCUUAAACCAGCAGCCUAUAGAUGAAAGCUAAAGCACUAGAAAUCCAAAAAUCGCUUUAUAUCACUUGAUCUGCACUGAGCAUGUGCGGAGUUUAUCCUCACGUUUCCUUCACUCUGUCUGACUGCUGAACACACAACAUUAACAAAAACAGCUGAUGCUAACGAAAAGAUCAAAUUCAAAAAAGAUCAGCAGCAACAAAGCAAAACAGUAUUUCACGAGUUCACACUUACAUAGGUUUUGUGUAUGUGGCGUGCUGUCCGAGGGGAGGGAUGCUAGAAAACACUCAAGGAACAGAAGCAAGUCUGCUGUGUAUAUGUAGCUCUUAUCUUGUUAAUUGAGUUGGUUACUGAAUGAGCUCUUCUCGUGUUAAUUAAGUUAAUUAUCUGAACAUGCUCCUCCCGAUAAUAAUUUAAUCAAGCAGUUUUGAGGCUCAUAUGAAUCUAAAUUAACAUAAAAAUAUAUUUUUUGCUGAGAUUAGAUGUAGUGACACAAUUUUGCGUCGUGAUUACGUAAGGACGUGAUUGUAUGACAACGUCCUUUAGCAACAAAUCGACCUUCCUUUAACAACUUC
Messenger RNA from Sinocyclocheilus grahami, 2388 nucleotides. Its product is annotated as carbohydrate sulfotransferase 15. The transcript has 7 exons. Gene Ontology annotation, molecular function: N-acetylgalactosamine 4-sulfate 6-O-sulfotransferase activity. Bases 138 to 1517 code for a protein of 459 amino acids. Gene Ontology annotation, biological process: hexose biosynthetic process. The record is from RefSeq and is a predicted model, not a curated record. Lineage: Eukaryota; Metazoa; Chordata; Actinopteri; Cypriniformes; Cyprinidae.